Molecule: messenger RNA, 883 nt
Organism: Sesamum indicum (sesame)
Lineage: Eukaryota; Viridiplantae; Streptophyta; Magnoliopsida; Lamiales; Pedaliaceae
Biological process (GO): thylakoid membrane organization
Cellular component (GO): chloroplast thylakoid membrane
Source: RefSeq, a predicted model, not a curated record
AGCGUAACUGUAGUGUCCUAACAUCCAACAAAAAUAGGUACACCUUCGAGAAAGAAAAUGAAAAAUUGAGGGCGGAAAGGAGAAAGACGAAAAAGGAUGAGUGGGGUGACAGCAGCAUCCCUGCAGUCCUGCUCAGUAAGUACGGCACCUCGUACUCCAUCAUCAAGAAUCCUCCGACAUCGUUCUGCUGUCGACCCAACUGCCUCAAUUCACCACCGCCGGCCCUUGUUUUCCUCCAACCUCAGGCUUGGGUUGCAUCAAUUUCCAAGAAUCAAUUUGAGUUGCAGCUGUUCUGGUGAUUCGGGUGACAAUGAGAGCAAAGCAAUUCUAGAUGCAUUUUUCUUGGGGAAAGCUGUGGCAGAAGCAGUUAACGAGCGCAUAGAGUCUGCUGUGGGCGAGUUUCUGAGCACAAUUGGCAGAUUGCAGGCAGAGCAGCAAAAGCAAGUGCAAGAAUUUCAGGAGGACGUGCUGGAGAAAGCUAGACGAGCCAAGGAGCAAGCUGCACGUGAGGCUAUGGAAGCGCGAGGACUCAUUCCAAAGUCUAGUGCAGUGGAGAUAUCAACGGUGAAUGGUGUUGCCUCAGCUGCGGCCUCUACCCCGGGUUCUGUAGACUCUGUGGACUCGUCCUUGGAAUCGAAGCCUCCCAGUGAAGAACCCCCAAAAGAGGAGUGAUUCUUAGUGAUACUGUUGUUGUAUUGUUACAUUCUCUAUUUAUAUUUCAUUGUCCAAGAAAUAAGUUUUAUGUGUACCUGUUUUGGCAGUAAUCGGGUUAUCAUGAUAUGGUUUGAUGGCAUUUGAAAGAAUUGCAAACUCUCAUGGUAAAGUUGAAAUAUUUGCAAGGAGCAAGUGCGACGAGGAAUUAAGGUGUUUGUGUGUUUAUAAA